AACUUGCAAACCAUCUGUUGCAAUCUGCAACUGGAUGACAAUUCCUUCGUCUGACAUCUUUCCGCUACGUGGGCAGGAUCUGUGCUACACACUAAGCCUUAUCUAAGACUGGCCAGAGCCCCUGCUUUGCCUGCCGCCAUUACGAGAGUAGCGUGUGGUUGGCGCCACGGUCCCGUUAUUUUCAAGACCGCACUAUGAUUCCUCAUGGAGGAGCAUCUGAUAGUGGAUGCAGGCAAGAGACGAUUAUUGACAUGGUGUGCUAUGUAGUGUCCGCAAGGGUAGUGUAGGCCAUGAGAGCAUAAGCAACACAUGUAGAUAUUAUAUAUAACAUACGCAACCCAGAACUGCCGCGCAGCGGCAUACAAGGGCUCUUAGUUUCCGAUUCCCGAUACUCUAAAUUCACCAUCUCUCUUGGCGGGUAGCGAAGGCGAGCUCAUACACAAUGUUCUGCACACUGAAACACAACAGCCUGUCAGAUGAGGCCUACACCUUCGAGACAACAACGCCUCCUUUCUCUAGGAAACGGGAGGGAAGAUUGGCUAAGAUUGCCUGCACGAACUGCCGAAUAAGCAAGUUAAAGUGCUCUGGUGAGCCACAUGGCUGCCAACGAUGUCUGGCGAAGAAGAUAGAUUGUUGCUAUCCUUCCCCUCCAAGGGGAAACAGCCACAAGAAGACACAAUCACAAGCUCAGGCACAAGCCCGAGCGCGAGCUUCAGCUCCAGUUCCCGCUCCGGCUCAAGCGCCGGCGCCAACUCCACCAGAAACCCCUCAAUUCCAGUCUCAGUCAAGGCCAUCAUCAGCACCGGUGGAUGCAACGAAUGAUGACGACUUUGCCACUAUCAUCUCGAAUCAAGAGACGACGUAUAGUAGCACGAUAGAUGACCUAGACUUAAGCCUCGGCGGCUUCGAAGUAUCCGACUUCACCACAUCCGAUAGCAUCCCUAGAUUGCUCUCUGAUGGAGAUUACAUGGACCCUUCAGAUGCCAUGAGAUCAUGGCAACAACCAUUCACAUUCACGCCCGAAGAGAUCAAGUCGCCGUGGACUAGCACACCAGAACGGGAAGAUAUGAUCUUUAGCAGUGACAGCAAACCAUCAACGUUAGCAUCGACCCCAGCUACAUCUGAUUCAAGCUGCUCCUGUUUUUCACAGGCCGUCAGCACAUACGAGGCUAUCGAGGUAGCUGUUUGGGGACAGAACGAGCUCUGGAGGAAUGCCGAUGAUAUGCUACGGUAUCAGAAAAAGGCAUUGAUUGAGUGCGAGGAGCUUCUCGAGUGCAGGAGAUGCACGGCGCAGUCUGCCUACACUAUGCUUCUCUUAUCUAUGUGUCGGAGGAUCUUAACAACGUUAGGCGAUCUAUGUCAAGGCAAUUCAUGGGCAAGUUCUGAUAUAGUCACAAGUCAGGAGCAUGGCCCGGAUGAUAGAAAGCGGCGGAAGUGCGGAGAGGAUGGUGGUGAGGGGGUAGACGAGAGCCGCAGCCGCAGAUACGGCAUCAGCAUACGGAACAGGCAGCUCGAUGACGACGACGAGCACCUCGUUCUGCAGAGCCUUCUUACAGCACGCGUUGCACGAUUGGGUCGCUUACUCGGCACGCUUGACAGGAUCGUCAGCGAGCAUAGCUGGCCUGCUCAUAAAGCCAUUAUUCGCGAUCUACAAACGGGCCUUGCUACAAAUUCGUUUAUUGUUGAAAAAUCACGGAUACCUUGGACUGCAUAGAGAAGGACUAUUCUGGCGCGAUAGACCGAACAUAGACUUAGAAACAUAGAUGCGGCAUGUACUGUAAACUCACCCAUAGAGGAGCAUGGUUUAGAGGAAACAUCAUCGACAAUAUAGAGAGGUCUUCGAAUCUGCAUUGCAAAAGUCCCCCUUCUUCCUGUAUGCCUGUUUUCCCUUCCUAGAGUGGAAUAAACUCAUUUCAGGUAUUCAAAGUCGCAAGCUGUCGUUGAGUUGCGGAUAAUUCCGUCUCG
Xylaria bambusicola is the source of this 1965-nucleotide messenger RNA. RefSeq lists its product as uncharacterized. The transcript is spliced from 2 exons. Bases 443 to 1714 code for a protein of 423 amino acids. Gene Ontology annotation, molecular function: zinc ion binding; DNA-binding transcription factor activity, RNA polymerase II-specific. Lineage: Eukaryota; Fungi; Ascomycota; Sordariomycetes; Xylariales; Xylariaceae. The record is from RefSeq and is a predicted model, not a curated record. Gene Ontology annotation, biological process: regulation of DNA-templated transcription.